Lactuca saligna is the source of this 727-nucleotide messenger RNA. NCBI's taxonomy places the organism in Eukaryota, Viridiplantae, Streptophyta, Magnoliopsida, Asterales, Asteraceae. The record is from the annotation of a GenBank genome assembly.
AUGAUGUCACCAUUAGCUGCAGGAAUGCUUUGGAAAACUCUUUUAACUCACAAUGCAACUCUAAUGGGUUCAAAUUCAUUUCAAACAUAUCGAAAUCUUCAAGGAAGCCCAACACCUGGUAAUGAGCUUACCGAUGAGUUUAAUGUUCUGGAGGUUGGUCUUUGGAAUGCAGUGUGUUUAAACAGAGGGCAAGAAACCAUAUCCAGAUUAAUCACAUACAAUGGCAUAAAACAGAAGUUAUGGGGCAUUCAACUUUCAUCCCUAGUGAAACCCGGUACUCCAAUUACAGUUGAAGGAAAGAAGGUAGGAAAGUUGACAAGUUAUACGGGUGGAAAAGGGAGAAAUGAGUAUAUUGGUUUAGGGUAUAUCAAGAGAAAAGCUGCUUGAAAAGGGAACACAGUUAUUGUUGGAGAUGAUGUUUUUGGGACACUUGUGGAAGUUCCUUAUCUUGCACAACAGCAACCGUUAGCGUUGAGUUCAAAAUCUUAGUAUGGAUUAAAAAAUAAAUAGUGUUUGGCUAGCAAAUUGUGAGAUAUCAUUUACCCUUCCUCACCAAUAGUUUUAUCAUUUUUUUUAAUCCUGUCAAAAAAAAUCUUUCUAAUUAUAGCCAUAUACUUUCAUUUUUUGUGUAUUAUAGCAUCCUACUUUUAUUUCUUUCUAUUACAUCAUUUGUACAUUUUUUUCAUAAAAACAUGAAAAAAAAUGAUAUGGGGCCCCCAGGUUUUUU